Molecule: messenger RNA, 608 nt
Organism: Meloidogyne enterolobii
Lineage: Eukaryota; Metazoa; Nematoda; Chromadorea; Rhabditida; Meloidogynidae
Source: the annotation of a GenBank genome assembly
AAGUUGUCCAUUCCAUCACGAUCAAUGUUAGGCGUUCUGGAUCGGAACAUACUCAAGCAUCGUCCAAAUCAGAAAAGUCAAUUCCAACAGCGCUGGAGACAAAGGACAAAGUAAUUCUUGUUCCACAAAUUCGUCAAAAGCUAUUCACUUGCCGUGAGAUGAGUCGCCGAACUGUUAGAGAGGCUACAGACUCCAAGAGGAAAUUCAAGCCAAUGAAAACUGCAGUAAGCGGUAGAGGGAUGCGGGCGGCAACGAACACUGCAGUCGGCCACUCCAAAAGAGGCGGCAAAAAGCCGAGUCUGCAUGCCGAUUCUGCAAGGUCGACGCGUUCAGGAACAAUCAGUGGCUCUUCCAAUGUUUCGACGCCUUCGUCUAGCAGCAGCAGUAGUAGCAGCAGCUCUUCACCGGCUUCGGAGUCUUACUCUAUCUCUGAAGUAUCCUAUGGCCGCUCAAAGCGCUCAUCUCGUUCUGGAAGGUCUGAAAGGAGUAAGCGGAGUAAACGAUCGUCCCGUGGUUCUAAACGUUCGCUACGUGGUUCUAAACGUUCGUCCCGUGGAGGCCGUUCCAAACGGAAGAGUUCAAAACGUUCUGGCCGAUCUCGCAAAUAA